Messenger RNA from Paraphaeosphaeria sporulosa, 311 nucleotides. RefSeq lists its product as uncharacterized. The transcript is spliced from 2 exons. NCBI's taxonomy places the organism in Eukaryota, Fungi, Ascomycota, Dothideomycetes, Pleosporales, Didymosphaeriaceae. The coding region runs from base 48 to 278 and encodes 76 amino acids. The record is from RefSeq and is a predicted model, not a curated record.
GACGUGCAUCCGCGUACAUUCAAACAGGGUUGAGAAAGAGAAACUUGAUGCAAUGCUAUCGCCUCUCGGUGAUCAAAGACAUGCAUCGUAAACACCUGGGGAGAAUAGGUGCCAUGCUAUCGCUGAGCGAUCGAAGACGUGCUAUCGCUAUUAGGCGGUCAAAGACAUGCAUUCGCACAGGUGCGACGCUAUCGCUGGGAGGGCGAUCAAAGACGUGCAUUCUGGUAAUCUUUAAUAUACAGGGUGGCUUGCUAUUUAGCUUGAGAUGGCAUGGUUGAAUUGAAGACUUGCACCCGACAGAAAUCAAACAU